GCCCAGCCCCAGGAGGGGCCGCCCCGGGACCCCCCCAAGUCGCCCCCUCCGCCGCUGCUGGACGGCGAGGCCGCCGGCAGGCCCCCCGACGGCGCCGCCGAGCCCCCCAGCCGAGCGGAGAUGGCGCCGGCCAGCGUGGCCGAGCAGAUCGUGGCGGCCGACGCGGCGUCGGUGGCGGCGGCCAUGGCGGGCCCCGACGACCCCGGCGGCACCUUCGUGCGGCGGCAGCUGGGGGCCCUGCUCCAGCCGGCCGUCAACAAGUUCUCCCUGCGCAUGUUUGGCAGCCACAAGGCCGUGCAGAUCGAGCAGCAGCGCGUCAAGUCCGCCGGCUUCUGGAUCAUCCACCCCUACAGCGACUUCAGGUUCUACUGGGACUUAAUCAUGUUGCUGCUGAUGGUGGGGAACUUGAUCAUCCUGCCGGUGGGAAUCACGUUCUUCAAAGAUGAGAACACGCCCCCCUGGAUCGUCUUCAACGUCCUCUCGGACACCUUCUUCCUGGCUGACCUGGUGCUGAACUUUCGCACGGGCAUCGUGGUGGAAGACAACACGGAGAUCAUCCUGGACCCCCACACCAUCAAGAUGAAGUAUCUCAAGAGCUGGUUUCUGGUGGACUUUGUCUCCUCCAUCCCCGUCGACUACAUCUUCCUCGUCGUAGACCUGGAGACCCAGGUGGAUUCCGACGUCUACAAAACGGCGCGGGCCCUGCGCAUCGUCCGCUUCACCAAGAUCCUCAGCCUUCUGCGCCUCCUCCGGCUCUCCCGCCUCAUUCGAUACAUCCACCAGUGGGAAGAGAUUUUCCACAUGACCUACGACCUGGCGAGUGCCGUGGUACGGAUCUUCAACCUCAUCGGGAUGAUGCUCUUGUUAUGCCACUGGGACGGGUGUUUGCAGUUCCUUGUGCCGAUGCUGCAGGACUUCCCGGAGGAUUGCUGGGUCUCCAUCAAUCACAUGGUGAAUGACUCUUGGGGGAAGCAAUACUCGCACGCGCUCUUCAAGGCCAUGAGCCACAUGCUGUGCAUCGGGUACGGGCAGCAGGCGCCCGAGGGCAUGACCGACGUGUGGCUGACCAUGCUGAGCAUGAUCGUGGGCGCCACCUGCUACGCCAUGUUCAUCGGCCACGCCACUGCGCUCAUCCAGUCCCUGGACUCCUCCCGCCGCCAGUACCAGGAGAAGUACAAGCAAGUGGAACAAUACAUGUCUUUCCAUAAAUUGCCGGGAGACACCCGCCAGCGGAUCCAUGAAUACUACGAACACCGUUACCAGGGGAAGAUGUUUGAUGAGGAAAAUAUCCUCGGGGAAUUGAGCGAGCCUCUGAAGGAGGAGAUCAUCAACUUCAACUGCCGCAAUCUGGUGGCCAACAUGCCUCUUUUCGCCAACGCGGAUCCCAACUUCGUGACCGCCAUGUUGACCAAGCUGCGCUUCGAGGUCUUCCAGCCGGCCGACUUCAUCAUCCGGGAGGGAACCGUGGGCAAGAAAAUGUAUUUCAUUCAGCACGGGGUGGUCAGCAUCCUGACGCGCGGCUCCAAGGAAAUGAAACUCUCGGACGGCUCCUACUUCGGCGAGAUCUGCCUUCUGACCCGGGGCCGGCGCACAGCCAGUGUGCGAGCAGACACCUAUUGCCGCCUCUACUCCCUCUCGGUGGACAACUUCAACGAGGUCUUGGAGGAGUACCCCAUGAUGCGCAGAGCCUUUGAAACAGUAGCUAUGGACCGGCUGGACCGCAUAGGCAAGAAGAACUCGAUCCUCCUGCGCAAGCGGGCGGAGCACAGCUCCAGCAGCGUGAACAACGAGAUCAUCCAGCAGAUCGUCAAACACGACCGCGACAUGGCGCAUAACAUCCAGGACCUGCCGCCAGUGAUGGCCGGGCGGGAGCUGAGCGGCAAGCCAGUGAUCUGGGAGCCGCUGGUACACGCGCCGCUGCAGACCGCCGCGGCCACCACCAACGUGGCGAUCGCGCUAACGCACCAGCAGAGCUUGGCAGCUCACAUCUUCCUGCCACCGUCUUCUCUGUCCAGCCCUCUCUCUCCAGACUCCGCAUUCAUCCCCCGACACCCACGCCGUUCCCAACCCAGCCUGGGUGGCUCGCGGCCUUCCUCGGUCAGCUCCCCAGCUUCGGGGGCGCAGUCCCAUUUACAGACUCCAGCGGCUGGGUCUCCUUCUUCGCCCAUGGUCCAGUGCCCGUCACCCUUUGAAAGUUUAGGACCAAGAGGAGGCCCUCUGGGACAAGCCAUCCCUCGGCCUGUCCAAAAGGUAGAACCGGUCCCCGGAGAGCACCAGCCGCGACUCUCCAAAUCCCGCGGCGCUUCGGUCUCGACCUCACUCCUGCCACAGCCAGCAAGCGCCUCGUCGAUCCUCCCCGGACGAACUCUUCACUACAGCCUGUCGCGAGCCACUGGCUCCCACAUCUCCCUGUUUUUGCAGCCCCAGCAGCUGGUGAAGCACCGGAGCACGCAGGGCCUUUCCGUGGGCUGCCUCACCCAAGAUAUACGGCCGCUUUCAGCCUCCCAGCCGUCCUUACCGAACCGGCUUGCUCUCCAGGCGGACAUGGGCCCCUCUCAGCAGGCUGGGAAGUCAGUUGGGAAUCUGACGCACUGGUCGUCCCCCUCAGUCACAGGGCUGUCAUCCAAGCCAGCCACUGCCGCCACAGGCCAGCCUGCCUCUACCCAGCAGGUGCCUUUGGGUUCUAGCCGGUCCAUCAGUGGGGCAAGCACUCCACAGUCCCCUGCCUCCACGCCCCGGCACGUGGCCAGCCCGUCCCGUAAGGGCUCCGUGGCGUUUAGCCCCGAGGUGGACACCGGGAAACCAAAGUUCACGUCCAACAUGUGAGGCCUCGAGAAAAACCCAGGACAGCAUCUUCUGACGUGUAGGAGGAGAAGAGUCACCUUCUUGGAGAACAGAACUACUGGGGCAGACCCAGGGAUGGGGAAAGGGGUAGGGCAGAGUUCGGUGUCGUAGAACGGGCAGGCGGUUCCGGAACAUACGCUCGGUGUCGUUCCAAGUCCUAUCUCAACGGGAAGAGGGUGGAAACCGUUUCUUCGGCCCCUUCCUAAUUUUGAACACCGCAGUAGAAAGGAACCUACAGAAGGCUGAGUCGAGCCCCCUCCGCCCCGUUUUGAGCUCCUUCGUCAGCCUUUGUGUGGGGAAGCCACCCCUGCCGGUGGAUCGGUUUCGUGUGUAUCUGAGCCCCGUAGGCCCCAAGUUUUAGGCUUUUGGGGGUUGGGGGAAGGAACUGCAUCAAGAGUAACAUCAUUUUUCAACGUGGGAACCUCGUGACCGAGCAGUUCUAUGGUUCGCUCCCUCGCCAGAUGUGAAGCAAGAGGUCUGAGAAAUCAGGCCGAGGAAAAGGCCGAAGUUCUGGGCAUGAGGAAGUGCUCAGCUUAAACGCCCCCCCCCAGACUAGCCCUAAGCGAGUAACAGCCAGUUUAUGGCCGUUCCUGAAGGAGUGACUCCCCCCGUCUCUCCCCCUCCUUUAGGGACGUUCUCGACGAGGAGAUAUUUUAUCGAGUGAUUUUUCCACCACCCCCAGAUCUGUGCAAUAUGCAUCUCCCGGCGUUUCGUGCGAGUGUGUGUAACCGUAGAAACCCCGGUUCCGUGGGGAGGGAAGGGUAGGCCGCUUGGCCCCCCCAAGUCCCUCUCCUUCUGCCUGUCCCCACCACCCCAGAGACAAUGGGAUAGAAAGCCACACCCACCUUUGCUGUUAACCGCCAUGAGCUCAGCGUCAGCGCUGGGCCGGGGCCCCCGGGAGGCCCCAACCCACCCUCAGACGGAAAGCUGCGGCUUCUCCCUGACCCUGGCUCAGGUAACCCCUAACUUGAAGGUGCAUUAUGGCCCCUGUCUGUGGGUUGCCCCCCAUGGAGUUGGUUUUUUAAAAAAUCCAAGUGCUGCCUAGAGGUGCCAGCCAAUAACCACCGACCCGUUUUGUUCCCGAUUGACGGAUCCAGCGUAUCUGCUGCUCCUUGCUCCUGCUUAGAAGAAGAAGAGUUUGGAUUUAUACUCCCCCGUUUCUCUCCUGUAAGGAGACUCAAGGUGGCUGACAAGCUCCUUCCCCUUCCUCUCCCCCCAAAAGAU
Sphaerodactylus townsendi is the source of this 4068-nucleotide messenger RNA. RefSeq names its product hyperpolarization activated cyclic nucleotide gated potassium channel 3 (gene HCN3). Gene Ontology annotation, cellular component: membrane. Gene Ontology annotation, biological process: transmembrane transport; potassium ion transport. The transcript has 8 exons. The coding region runs from base 121 to 2826 and encodes 901 amino acids. Lineage: Eukaryota; Metazoa; Chordata; Lepidosauria; Squamata; Sphaerodactylidae. The record is from RefSeq and is a predicted model, not a curated record. Gene Ontology annotation, molecular function: voltage-gated potassium channel activity.